AUGUCAGGCCUACAAUCCCCAUCCGUUCGUACGUCUACAAGUGCUGGCAUGACACGCACUAGCAGCCUCAGCUCCACCAACGCGAACGAACACAGCGUCAGCCACGGCCACGACGACGGUCCUUCCCCACCUCGUACCACGACGGACGCUUCCACCUCAACCGCCGUCGUUGCCACACGAUCACCUCACACGAACGCCUUCCCAACGAGCCCAAGCUCAUGCUCGUCAUCGACCUCUUCGAAUUCGACCGAUUCGUCACCCUUAUUGGGCAUGUCAUCGUUGUUCCCCGAAGCGUACCCGUCGUCGCCCAUCCUUGCCAGCGCUGCGGCCGGUAGUUCGGUCGGGCUACGAUCGUGCCAAGACUACGCCUGUUCGGCUUCGCCCUCGGUCUCGGCUGCGUGCUCGCGUACGAUUCCAAGGCAACCGUCAAAAUGGUCGUCAUCACCUCAUCAUUCGACGCAGUGGCCCUCUCCUAUCCCUACUGAACACGGUCUUGACGAUCAUUGGCCCUCGACGACGAUGGCGACGGGUCAAGGGUCCCCUGUAUUGCCCAACACUGGGAAUCGAAUGGAUAGGGAAGCAUUAUUAAAAGGAGGUUGGUCGCGCGAUCGACAGCCUCGCGUCAAUCAUCCGCAACCGACGCCUCAGUCGUCAUCGUCGUACGAGCACUCGUCUGCAAGUUGCUCAACCACUUCGGCCCUUCACGAGUCGCCACCCUCUCCAGACAUCUCAACACACUCGACGCAAAACUCUCCUCAGUCAUCCACUUCUCAUCGAGGUCGAAUGGAAUCCACCACAAGCUGGCUCGACAACGACGAUUUCGACGACGAUCUCUACUCCCUCUUCGGAGCGCACUUCAACCCUCACCACCAUUUGUCCGAUCACACCCUACGAGCCUCGAAGAAAUCCCGCCAGGAUGCGAGUCAGCAUGACAGAGAUCUAGGCUCACCUGUUUCGGGAUUCAAGAGUUUGGGACAAAAGGCUAGCAAGUUCUCGUUGAGGAGUAUCGCUUCCGCAAUCUCUUUACCGAAUUCGUCAUCCGCUUCGGCUACUUCAUCGACGAGGACGGGGGUAACAGGUUCAAAUGCCUCGACGAUGACGAAUUCACCCUCGAUGAAUUCAUUUCAUCCCUAUCCUUCCCCACCCAACUCCCCUCACUCCCAAGCGACAAGCUCCUUGCCCCUCUCCCGACGACCGUCCAAAUCCUCCUCCUCCAACUCAUGCCUAUCCCCCCUCCCUUUACCCCUCGCCAUUCCCCCCUCUUUGGAUCCUAUCGAUCCUCCUUUGAUGGGUCAUGCAUGGUCCGAAUCACAACCCGGUGGAGUGAGGGGAAAGGCGGCGAGGAUCUUGGGGGAGGUGACGGUCCCGACGGGGAAGGCGGCGAGGUUGUUGGGUACCGAACAGGGGUUGAGGCAGGUCAAGAUCGGGGCAGCUGGUAGAGGCGCACGAAAGACGAUGGGGAUGAAGGGGGGGAAAGGUGAUCGGUGAGUCAGGUUCAGAAACUUUUAGUUAGUACGGUUAGGCUGCGUACUCAUCGGUCGAUGAUACUCACAACACCCUCUAUAGCUAUGACGAUAAUCACCGCUCCUUCGAGACUCGAAACCGUCAUGCGAUGACAGGGACGGACGGUUUCGAUAACGCGCACCGCAGUUCGAUCAAACUUCUCACGCCGGAACAUUCACCACCACGUUCGUCGCCCGUUCGUCGGCUGAGAAGGACGUCGAGUGAUAAUGAAUUGGGCAGCAUGAUGGCUGCUCGUCGAGGACGACACGAGGCGUCGGAUUCGGAUUCGGAGGACGAAGGAAGCUCGGACGUGUUCACUGAAGGACCUGCAACCUUCCACGCCCAAGCUCAAGGCCAAGGACAAGGGAAGAAAGUUCUUCCUGCCCCAUCACACUCUCAAUUUUGCCUAUCAACCAUCAACGAGGCCCAACCUCCCUCCACCACACCCCACCUAAGUCGUCGAGGCUCGAUCGAUUCUCUCAUCGAUUCAACCUAUCACCAAAGUUGGCCGCCCGUUGGACGAUCGGAAAAAAAUGGAAGGGUCAGUGUCGUACCUUCGUUGGCAUCGAUUGCGUUACCUUCCAUUCGGUCGUCUAUCGCUUCCACAAUGGGUGGAUGGAGAGGGGGUUCGAGGGGUUCUUCCUGGGAUAUUGAUGAGCCUGGAUGUUGGGUCAGACCAGAAAGUGGAGGUUCAAGUUGGGAUGAACAGAAUUCACCGAGGACGCCGAGGACGCCUACCGCUUCGACACCACGCUUCCGUUCGUCGACGUGCGAUUCUUCCAUCUACUCCACCACGUCCUCUUUCUGCCCCGAUCCCAUUCAGGCAAAGGAAAAGCGUACCUCCUCCCUCCUUUCCCCCUCCGAAGGUUCGCUCGCUAGAGCCCAAGAACGAGCCAAAACUCUAUUAGGUCCUCCCAAGUCCCUGUCACCCGUGGGUAAAUUACCGCCUUUACCGGUCCCGAACUUACCGCUACCACCGAUUCCGGAUGGGGUCGGGGUGACUGCGCUUCCGAUGAGGGAAGAGGUCAAGUUGGCGGGGGGUGGCGGUGAAAGGCCCAUGACGAAUUCCUCUUUGAAAUCGGUCGGACGACGAUCACAACGAGGGCACGCUUUGGAAGCUUUAGAAGGACGUAAGGGAGGACGUCGUUCGUUCGGUCAGGUAGAGGGGUUGAAGCCGAGGUCGAGGUUUUCGGCCGGUUCAUCGUUUGGGAAUUCUGUAGUAAGGAGGGGGAGUAAGUUGCCGGGGGAUGAUGAUGAUGAUGAUGAUGAUCAUUGGGAAGAAGAGGAUGUGUUCGAUGAAGUGGAAGAAUUGACCGGGUUCAAGAGAGGGAGUCGACCGUUUUUGGACCUGGGUGAAGAUGCGGGAAGCAAUGCGGAUGAGGUUGAAGGACUUGAGGGGUAUGCCCAAGGAGCGGAUAGCGAUAGCGAUACGAUCUCGGAGUUUUCAAAGGGGCGUGGAGGGUCAAGGAAGGUGAGUUGCGCUUUCGUACGCAUGGCAUCUGAGUGAAGUUCCUGUGAGCAGUCGGGAUCUGACAACGAGCAAGUCUCUCACAGUGUUCGGUCGAUCCCCGAGUUUCGGACCCGAAUUUCAUCAAAGGACAAGUCCUUUUCAGUCCGUCUUCAUACAACCUAUUUCGACGGACAGCAAGGAUCGAUCGGACUGGGUGGAGCUCCGUUCGGACCUCUUACUCGAAGCCCUAGAUCGAACCCAAGCCGAACUUCGCAAAGUGAACCCUUACCCAACAACCCACGACUCCAACGCGCACGAAAACGAAGACGAAGACCUCGAAGCUCUUUUCCGUGACUCGUUCCGUCCAACUCCUUCGUCGGUACCAAGCACGCCAAUUUCGAGACCGGGUUUGAAAAGAUGUUCGUCUUCGUUCCAUUCGGAUGAGUUGAGUGAGGGGGAGGGGUUCAGUCCCGCUUUGGGGAGGUUGGCGGAGUUCUUUCAGGGGGAGGAAGGGGUUGAAGAGGAGGGUGGUGAAGCAGUACUUGCAUAG
Messenger RNA from Microbotryum saponariae, 3503 nucleotides. NCBI's taxonomy places the organism in Eukaryota, Fungi, Basidiomycota, Microbotryomycetes, Microbotryales, Microbotryaceae. The record is from the annotation of a GenBank genome assembly.